Molecule: messenger RNA, 5856 nt
Organism: Closterium sp. NIES-65
Lineage: Eukaryota; Viridiplantae; Streptophyta; Zygnematophyceae; Desmidiales; Closteriaceae
Source: the annotation of a GenBank genome assembly
AUGGCCACCCCCAAUGUUCUUACUUUUGACGCUGAGGGGAGGGCCAUUGACUUUGCCGUCUGGAUUGAAGACCUGCAGCUGUACUUACUGUGUGAUGCGAUAGAUGAGGUCUCUCUUUUUGACUUUGUCUCUGGCGCUGUUCCUGCCCCACCUGCUGAUGCUGACUCUGCCGUUCGCUCCAAGUGGGCGACCCGCGAUGCUGCUGCACGUCUUGCUGUGCGUCGCCACCUCCCUUCCUCUGAGCGUGCCCACUUUAGUCAGUGCAAGACCGCUCAGGCCUUGUACGACGCUGUAGUUGCACGCUACUCCUCCCCUUCCUCCGCUACCCUUAGCCGCCUCAUGCUACCGUUUCUCUUCCCUGACCUCGCUUCCUUUCCCACUGUCGCUGACCUCGUUACCCACCUCCGUGCUAGUGACACCCGCUACCGCGCUGCCCUUCCUGCUGAGUUCCGCGCUGCGAACCCUCCUCCCAUGUACAUCACCCUCUACUUUCUCGUCACCCGUCUCCCUGAGUCCCUUCGUGUCGUUAGGGACCAGUUUCUCUCUGUCUGUCCCACCACUCUCACUGUCGACCUCCUUGAAGAGUCCCUGCUAGCGGCUGAGAAGAGUAUUGUCGCUGUAGGGGCCUCUCGGGGUGACCCUCGCACCCCCAUCUUUGAGGGGUGUGGUCCUUCCCCCCUGCUGCCCUCUGUCGCCUCUGCCGCUGCGGCCGACCUCACUGGUUUUGAGUCGGUCGGCGCGGCGUCUGCCCCCAGCGGCAGACGCCGCUCUGGCAAGAGCAAGGGGGGCAAGGGAGCGGGUGGAGCUCGAGGGGGCGGUGGAGGAGGCGGUGGGGGUGGCGGGGGGAGUGGGGGUGGCGGUGGGGGUGGUGGCGGGAGUGGAGGUACUGGUGGCGGCGGUGGAGGCGGAGGUGGCGGCGGAGGUGGUAGCGGAGGAGGCGGUGGGAGCGGUGGGAGCGACGGUCCUGGUGGGGGAGGUGGCGGUGGAGACGGGGGUGGCGGUGGAGGCGGGGGUGGCGGUGGAGGCGGGGGUCGGAGUAGCUCUUCCCAGCGGAGCAGCUCUGGGGGUGGUCAGCGCCAGCAGCAGCAGCAGCAACAGCAGCAGCCGCAGCAGCAGCCACAGCAGCAGCAGCGCUCUCGCACCGUCCCCGGCCCUCAGCAGCUCCGUGAGUGGUACUUGCAGCGUCAGCGUGGUGGUGCGCUUGGUCCCUGCCCCUACGUUCUUCGCACAGGUGACCGUGCAGGGGAGAGGUGUGGAGGCGCCCACACAGCCCGCCGCUGCUUUGGCCGCCUGACCGACGCCUGGCGUCAGCAGUUUCCGGAGGCCGCUGAGAUCCCCCGCUGGGGAGAGCUGUCUAGGGCUGGUGUAGCUAUUUAUGAUCUUGAUUUUGAUGCUAUUCUCUCUGCUAUGUAUGCUGUGACUGGUAGUGAUGAGGAUGACUGUUACCGGUGUUUCCCGCCCGACCCGGGCAUUGGUACUGCCGCGUCAGGUACUAGUGAGGCUGCUGCUCUAGGUGCCAGUGCGUCUGUGCUCUCAGGUGCUGGUGAGUCUGCCCUCUCAGGUACUGUGUCGGCUUCGGCCUCUCACACCUUCACCCUUGACUCUGGAGCGUCUCGCUCCUUCUUUAGGGACCGCACCACUCUCACGCCGCUGAGUCGGCCGGUUGCGGUGUCCCUGGCUGACCCCUCUGGGGGGCCUGUCCUGUCUCGCUUCUCCACUGUCCUCCCGUGUCCGGCGGCCCCCUCUGGCACCCUGACUGGUCUCUACCUCCCCUCGUUCUCGACGAACUUGGUGAGUGGUGCUGACCUCCAGGAUGCGGGUGUCCACCAGUUCACCCCUGCUCGUCAGCGGGUGACCCACUGCACGGAGGCCGAUACAGGUCGCCACCUGGCUACGUUUACACGUCGGCCAGGGUCGAGCCUGUACACACUGACCACUGUUUCUCCUCCAGGUGCUGAGUCUGGUAGGGUCCCUUCGUCUGGUCAGGUGUUUGCUGCAGCGUCCAGGUCUGGUCCUGAGCCUGCCCCCUGCUCGUGUCGUCGUCUGUCUCACGAGACCCUCCUCUGGCACCACCGCCUUGGCCACCCCUCUCUGCUUCGGCUCAGAGGCAUGGCCUCGCGAGUCCUUGUGUCUGGUCUUCCCCGGUCUCUCCCUCCCCUUCCUCCGGGCCCUGGCCCUACCUGUGUCCCCUGUGUCGAGGGGCGCCAGCGUGCUGCCCCUCACUCCUCCCAGUUUCCUCCGACAGAGGCCCCGUUGCAGACGCUUCACAUGGACGUGUGGGGCCCAGCCCGCGUCCGUGGACAGGGUCAGGAGCGCUACUUCCUGCUGGUGGUUGACGACUACUCGCGUUACACCACAGUCUUCCCCUUGCGCAGCAAGGGUGAGGUCACUGCGGUGUUGAUCGACUGGAUCCGCGCAGCUCGUCUCCAGCUUAGGAGGAGCUUUGGCUCUGACUUCCCUGUUUUGCGUCUGCACUCGGACAGAGGCGGAGAGUUCUCCUCUGGCCUCCUGAGUGCCUACUGUCGUGCACGAGGCAUCCGUCAGACCUUCACGCUUCCGGACUCACCACAGCAGAAUGGGAUUGCUGAGCGCCGCAUUGGCAUGGUCAUGGACGUCGCUCGUACGUCCAUGAUGCAUGCGGCUGCUCCCCAUUUUCUGUGGCCGUUUGCGGUCAGGUACGCUGCGCACCAGAUCAACCUCCACCCCAGGGUCUCUCGACCGGAGACCUCCCCAGCCCUGCUGUGGACGGGGAAGGUUGGCGAUGCGUCGGCGUUCCGGGUCUGGGGAUCUCGGGCGUUUGUUCGCGACGUGUCUGCGGACAAGCUGUCCCCUCGUGCUUCUCCCUGCGUCUUCCUGGGGUUCCCCCCCGACGCCCCUGGGUGGCAGUUUUACCACCCCACCUCUCGACGUGUUCUGUCCUCCCAGGACGUCACGUUCGACGAGUCGGUACCCUACUACCGCCUCUUCCCCUACCGCACUCCGUCCCUCCCCCCAACCCCGCUCUUCCUGGUACCAGGUCCCCCCUCGGUAGUCCCUCUCCCCCCUCAGGGUCCUGCCCCUUCGGGUGUGUCCCAGGUAGACGCGGUCGAGCCUGUCGAGGUCACUGGUGACUCUGGUGCUGCUGCGGGAGCUGAGCCUGGGGGUGCGGAGCCUGGGGGUGCUGAGCCUGGGGGUGCUGAGCCUGGGGGUGCUGUGCCUAGGGGUGCUGAGCCUGGGGGUGCUACGUCUGGGGGUGCUCAGCCUGGAGGUGCAGAGCCUGGGGGUGCUGUGCCUGGGGGUGCUGAGCCUGGGGGUGCUGUGCCUGGGGGUGCUUCCUCUCGCCGGGAGCCACUCUCCCCGCAGGAGCUGCGUGAGUGGUUUGCCAGGCGCUGGAGGUGUGCUGCUGGUGCUGGUGGUUCUUCGGCUGCUGAGGGUACUGCUGCCUCGCGUCCCGCCGGUGCUCGUACUGUGGGUGCUGGAGCUGCUGGGUCUGAGAGUUCUCCUGGAGCUGGUGCUACUAAGGGUGUUGGCGCUGAGCCUGCCGUUGGCGGUCCGACUGACAGUGCUCCUGGUGCUGCUGCUGGAGGUUCUGGAGCUUCUGGUGGUGCUGCUGGAGGUGCUGCUGGAGUGGGUACUCCUGCCGAGGCUGCUGGUACUGUUCCUGCUGUCUCUGGUGUCGCCGCGCGGCCCCGACCUUACUUCGUUCCGCUCCUGCAGCAGGUUCUUGGUCUUCCGCCUCCUCCUCCUCCUCCCUUAGAGGGUCCGCAGCCUGUCCGGUCACAGCCACAGCUACAGCCUGCCUCCCCUUUGCCUGCUCCGUCUCCCUACACUGGUCCGACUGGAGGUCUUACUGAGCGUCGUGAGCCUGCGUCUCGUCCUGUGUCGCCUGUUCGUACUGAGCGCGCUAGUGGUCGCGGGUCGCGUCAGCGUCCUCCUCCUGUCCCUGGCACGCACCGGAUGUCACUGCGUCCGUCCACUGCUCCUCUGCGUGCCCCUUUGCCUUCUCCUCCUGCUUCCUCUCUUCCAGCUCUUGCCGACCCGGAGUCGGACUCCCUUCGUGCUGCCAGUCCUACUGUCACGCGUCUCCUUACUACAGCUGUCACUGACCCUUCCUUCGAGUCGUCUGCUGCGUCUGCCCUUGUCACUGAGCUUGUCGACUUUGCUGCGCGCUGUCGUCUAGACUACGCUGCCCGUCUUGUCACUGAGUCUGAGUCCGCCUGUCCUCCGUCCGUCGGGGGUGAGUGUGCCCUUGGCACGGACGUCCUUGAGGACAGGCAGGAGGAGUUCCAGUGUCUGGCCGCCGCUUCACCUCGUCUCGCGUCUGUACUGCUAGCCCCUGAGGGAGACCCGGAUGCACCAGACAUCCCGACUCCGCGCUCUUACGCGGAGGCGAUAGAGGGUCCCUACUCCUCUCAGUGGCAGGCAGCUAUGGAUGCAGAGAUGGCUUCCUGGAAGUCCACAGGCACCUACGUUGACGCUGUUCCCCCCCCUGGGGCGAACAUCGUCAGUGGCAUGUGGAUUUUCAGGGUGAAGCGGCCGCCGGGUUCUCCGCCUGUCUUCAAGGCGCGUUACAUGACCACUCUUCGGGUCCUGCUGCACGUUGCUGCUCACCGUGACUACGAGCUGCACUCUCUCGACUUCAGCACAGCUUUCUUGCAGGGCAGCCUGCACGAGGAGAUCUGGCUGCGUCGCCCACCUGGCUUCACUGGGUCUUUCCCUCCUGGUACCCAGUGGAGUCUCCGGCGUCCAGUCUACGGUCUCCGCCAGGCGCCACGUGAGUGGCACGACACACUGAGGACUACGCUCGCGGCACUUGGGUUUGCUCCUUCUACUACCGACCCGUCGCUGUUUCUGCGCACCGACACCUCUCUGCCGCCGUUCUACAUCCUUGUGUACGUCGACGACUUGGUCUUUGCCACAGCUGACACUGCUGGACUCGCCUACGUGAAGUCCGAGCUGCAGAAGAGACACACGUGCACUGACCUGGGUGAACUGCGCAGCUAUCUUGGCUUGCAGAUCACCCGGGACAGAGCACGCCGCACCAUUACCCUGACUCAGUCACACAUGGUGCAGCAGGUCCUUCAGCGCUUCGGCUUCACGUACUCCUCGCCUCAGGCCACUCCUCUGCCUACUCGCCACUCGCUCUCAGCUCUGCCUUCGGAUGAGUCCGUAGAGUCGAGUGGCCCGUAUGCAGAGCUUGUUGGCUGCCUCAUGUACCUGAUGACCUGCACACGACCUGACCUUGCAUACCCUCUUAGCAUUCUCGCACGCUAUGUUGCUCCUGGGAGACACCGACCAGAGCACAUGGCUGCAGCGAAGAGGGUGUUGCGCUACUUGUGCAGUACGUCGGGCAUGGGGCUAGUGCUUGGAGGGCGCAGUCCAGUGGUCCUCACUGGGCACGCGGACGCUUCUUGGGCUGACGACCAGGCUACGCAGCGGUCGUCACAGGGUUACACCUUCAGCCUUGGUUCCGGCUCUGUUUCGUGGCGGGCUACCCGCUCGUCUUCUGUUCUCGGCUCCAGUUGUGAGGCUGAGAUCUACGCCGGGGCUAUGGCUGCACAGGAGUUACGCUGGCUCACCUACCUGUUGACCGACCUUGGAGAGCAGCCUCGUUCUCCUCCAGUCCUGUACGUAGACAACAAGGCCAUGCUGGCCUUGUGUCGACAGCAGAGACUGGAGCACAGAACGAAGCACAUUGCUCUCCGCUACUUUCUUGCUCGUGAGCUACAGCAGCGUGGACAGUUGCGACUUGCGUACGUGGCCUCUGAGGCCAACACUGCUGAUGUCUUCACCAAGGCACUUGCGCCUUGUGAUCAUCAGCGUUGUUGCACGCAGUUGGGUCUUGUGCCUGUCUUGCCUCACUUGCUCUCCUCUUGA